This is a messenger RNA of Sceloporus undulatus (fence lizard), 11314 nucleotides long. It is a transcript of the gene CHD6, whose product is annotated as chromodomain helicase DNA binding protein 6. The transcript is spliced from 32 exons. The coding region runs from base 84 to 7343 and encodes 2419 amino acids. The record is from RefSeq and is a predicted model, not a curated record. NCBI's taxonomy places the organism in Eukaryota, Metazoa, Chordata, Lepidosauria, Squamata, Phrynosomatidae. Gene Ontology annotation, molecular function: protein binding; ATP binding; ATP-dependent chromatin remodeler activity.
UCCCUGGAGCAGAAACUCAUGAACAGGAGGAAUUCUACGUAAAAUACCGCAAUUUUUCUUACUUGCACUGUAAAUGGGCCACAAUGGAAGAGCUGGAGAAAGACCCACGCAUUGCCCAGAAGAUUAAACGCUUCCGCAAUAAGCAAGCCCAGAUGAAGCACAUUUUCACUGAGCCUGAUGAAGAUCUGUUCAAUCCAGACUAUGUGGAGGUUGAUAGAAUAUUGGAGGUAGCUCACACAAAGGACUCGGACACUGGAGAGGAGGUGACACACUACCUGGUGAAGUGGUGCUCAUUGCCUUAUGAGGAAAGCACUUGGGAGCUGGAGGAAGAUGUUGAUCCUGGAAAAAUCAAAGAAUUUGAAGCUCUGCAAAUACUACCAGAGAUCAAAUCAUUGGAGCGCCCAGCCUCUGAAACCUGGCAAAAGCUAGUGAAAUCACGUGACUAUAAGAACAAUAAUCAACUACGAGAAUACCAGCUGGAGGGAAUGAAUUGGCUUCUUUUUAACUGGUAUAACAGGAAGAACUGCAUUCUGGCUGAUGAAAUGGGUUUGGGGAAAACAAUCCAGUCCAUUACAUUCCUCUCUGAGAUUUACCUGAUGGGACUUCGGGGUCCAUUCCUCAUCAUUGCCCCCCUCUCAACCAUUACAAACUGGGAACGGGAGUUUCGAACAUGGACAGAGAUGAAUGCCAUUGUAUACCAUGGUAGCCAAAUAAGCCGCCAGAUGAUCCAUCAGUAUGAGAUGGUUUACCGGGAUGCACAGGGCAACCCACUUCCUGGGGUCUUCAAGUUCCAUGUAGUUAUCACCACUUUUGAGAUGAUCCUGGCUGACUGCCCAGAGCUGAAGAAGAUCCAGUGGCGCUGUGUAGUCAUUGAUGAGGCCCAUCGGUUAAAGAACAGAAACUGCAAAUUGCUGGAAGGAUUGAAACUCAUGUGUCUGGAACACAAAGUACUGCUAACUGGGACACCUCUGCAGAACUCAGUGGAAGAACUCUUUAGUCUUCUGAACUUCUUGGAACCACAGCAAUUCCCAUCUGAGACAGCCUUCUUAGAGGAGUUUGGGGACCUCAAGACAGAGGAACAGGUAAAGAAGCUCCAGUCCCUCUUGAAACCCAUGAUGCUGCGACGGUUGAAGGAUGAUGUGGAGAAGAAUCUGGCACCCAAACAGGAGACCAUCAUUGAGGUAGAGCUGACCAACAUCCAGAAAAAAUACUAUCGGGCCAUCCUGGAGAAGAAUUUCAGCUUUCUGUCCAAGGGUGCCAACCAGCACAACAUGCCUAACCUUAUCAACACCAUGAUGGAACUGCGCAAGUGCUGCAACCACCCCUACCUCAUCAAUGGGGCAGAAGAGAAGAUCCUGGAGGAUUUUCGUAAAGCACACAGCCCAGAUGCUCUUGACUUUCAGCUUCAAGCAAUGAUCCAGGCAGCAGGCAAGCUGGUGUUGAUUGAUAAGCUGCUGCCGAAGCUGAUUGCAGGUGGUCACAAAGUGCUGAUCUUCUCCCAGAUGGUGCGCUGCCUUGAUAUCCUGGAGGAUUAUCUCAUCCAGAGGCGAUACACGUACGAGCGCAUAGAUGGACGGGUUCGCGGAAAUUUACGUCAAGCUGCCAUUGAUCGCUUCUGCAAGCCAGAUUCAGACCGCUUUGUCUUCCUGCUGUGUACACGGGCAGGGGGAUUGGGUAUCAAUCUUACUGCAGCUGACACUUGCAUCAUCUUCGACUCUGACUGGAAUCCACAGAAUGAUCUUCAGGCUCAAGCUCGCUGUCAUCGAAUAGGACAAAGUAAAGCGGUAAAGGUCUAUCGCCUCAUCACUAGGAAUUCCUAUGAACGAGAGAUGUUUGACAAAGCCAGCUUGAAACUAGGCUUAGACAAAGCUGUACUGCAGGACAUUAACCGCAAAGGGAGCACCAACGGGCAGCUCUCCAAGAUGGAACUCGAAGACUUACUACGCAAAGGAGCUUAUGGAGCUCUGAUGGAUGAAGAAGAUGAAGGCUCCAAGUUCUGUGAGGAGGAUAUUGACCAAAUCCUGCAGCGCAGAACCCAGACCAUCACUAUCCAGACUGAAGGGAAGGGCUCCACAUUUUCUAAGGCCAGCUUUGUUGCUUCUGGAAACAGAACUGACAUUUCCUUAGAUGAUCCAAACUUCUGGCAGAAAUGGGCAAAAAUAGCAGAGCUGGAUACAGAUGCAAAGAAUGAAAAGGAGAGCCUAGUGAUUGACAGACCCCGUGUUAGAAAACAGACGAAACACUACAAUUCCUUUGAGGAAGAUGAACUUAUGGAGUUCUCUGAGCUAGACAGUGAUUCUGAUGAGCGGCCCACACGCUCACGGCGUCUCAAUGAAAGAACACGUCGUUACUUACGGGCAGAAUGUUUCCGCGUGGAGAAGAACCUACUUAUAUUUGGCUGGGGGCGCUGGAAGGACAUCUUGAACCAUGGCCGGUUUAAAUGGCAUCUCAAUGAAAAAGAUAUGGAAAUGAUCUGUCGAGCACUCUUGGUCUACUGUGUCAGACAUUAUAGGGGAGAUGAGAAGAUUAAGAGUUUUAUAUGGGAUUUGAUUACUCCAACAAAGGAUGGACAGAACCAGGCCCUGCAGAACCAUUCAGGCUUGUCAGCCCCAGUGCCAAGAGGGAGGAAGGGAAAGAAAACUAAGAACCAGAUGCUUCUCCCUGAGAUCAAGAAUGCUGACUGGCUUACCACGUGCAAUCCUGAAAUCGUACUACAUGAUGACAGCUACAAAAAGCAUCUAAAACAGCAUUGCAACAAAGUGCUGUUGCGGGUACGGAUGCUCUACUACUUGAAAGCUGAAGUCCUGGGGGAGGCAGCUGACAAAGCCUUUGAAGGGACUCCAGCCAAAGAUUUGGAUGUCCUGUUGCCAGACAUUGACUAUAUGGAGAUCCCUGUGGAUUGGUGGAAUGCUGAUGCAGACAAAUCCCUCCUCAUUGGAGUUUUCAAACAUGGUUAUGAACGAUACAAUGCUAUGCGAGCUGACCCAGCCUUGUGCUUCCUUGAGAAAGUAGGCAUGCCAGAUGAGAAGCUGCUGUCUGCAGAACAGAAUAUCAUUGAUGGAGUGCAGGAUGCUCCAGAAAGAGGGAACAUGGAUAAAGAAGAGAAUAGUGCAGACAAGCUGGAUGAAGUGCAGAAACAGGAGGAACAACAGGAGACUUCAGAUUCUUGUGGGGAAGUCACUGAGAAGAAGGAUGACAGUGCAGCAGCCCAGGAUGGCUUGGAUGCAGACAAAUCCAGCUGGCCUGUAUCAUCUGCCCUCACUGCUAGAUUACGGCGUCUUGUCACAGUCUAUCAGCGCUGCAACCGUAAAGAGCUACCUUCUAGGCCUGAAUUCAUGGGGCCUUGCAACCAUGGGUAUUGGCUACAAGAGGAGAUGUUUAGAAGAGCCAAUGAGAUGGAUCCUAUAAACAAGGAGAUGCAGAAAAGGUGGACCAGAAGGGAACAAGCGGAUUUCUAUCGUACUGUCUCCUCAUUUGGGGUUGUUUAUGAUCCAGAGAAGAAGGUCUUUGACUGGACCCAGUUUCGAUCUAUUUCACGCUUGGAGAAAAAAAAUGAUGAGAGCCUUGAAAAAUAUUUCCAUAGCUUUGUUGCAAUGUGCAGGAACGUCUGUCGCUUGCCCCACUGGAAAGAUGAUGGUCCAGUAGAUCCUAGUGUUUAUGUGGAACCAAUCACAGAGGAGCGUGCUGCAAGGACACUGUAUCGAAUUGAGCUCCUACGUAAGGUCCGUGAACAGGUAUUGAGGUGUCCACAGCUGCAUGAACGACUCAAACUUUGCCGCCCAAGCUUGUAUCUUCCUGUGUGGUGGGAAUGUGGUAAGCAUGACCGGGAUCUGCUAAUUGGUACAGCUAAACACGGUCUAAACCGCACAGACUAUUAUAUCAUGAAUGACCCCCAGUUAUCAUUUCUGGAUGCCUACAGAAACUAUGCUCAGCACAAAAGAACAGGGGUCCUUGGAGCAGAAAACCUGUGUUGCCACCAUCAAACGAAUUCUAAACUAUAUUGCUCUCCUGCAUACAAUCAAGUGGAAAGUAAGCAUGCAUGUGUAGAGCCUGAAAAUGAGAGCUGUAUCAAGCUAAUUAAUUCAGGCAACAGUCUCUUGCAGACAGAAAAUAUUUCUCAGGAUGGGAGUUGUGAAAACAUUAAAAUCCAGGGUAUGAUUUCCCUUAACUAUGAUGAGAGUUCUUUGCCUGACUCGCUAAUGUGUAUGAUGUAUGAUGAGAAGGCCUGCAACAGUGAGCACAGCUCUCUUGCCCGUGACAGUCCCAGCUGCACAGACAUCAGCAGCAAUACUACCAAAAUGGCUGACAGUAAAAUAGAUGGAGAUGAAGAUCUAUCAAGCUGUGAUGCUGAGACCACAAGAGAACCCUCCUACUUGGAUCAUUUGCAGUUUGGCAGUGACCAGAUGGAGGAUCAAAGUGCACCACUGAAGGAGCCUUCAGUCAAAGAGACGAAGCUCUCUGACAGCUUUACUAUGGAACCAUGUAAUGAACUUCAUCACUUACAGAGUCAGUAUGCUAGCCCAGGUCCAGUCCCAUUUGAAAGAAAUGGAAUGGAAAGGGUCCUAAGUAUAGGAGUAUAUGGCCCUAGUCUUCAUAACUUUGAUAUCAAAGUCCAUCCUGAAAAGAGAUUCUUGGGGAUGUUGCAUGAAAAAGGCUUGGAAGAGAAAUCAGUGCAGAGUCAGAGCCACAGUGAAGAAGAGGAGGAGGAGGAAGAUGAGGAAGAUGAUGAUCAUCUGGAGGCAUCAGCUGACACUGUGCAAGAUUUGAGAGGCUGCUUAAAAACCCUAGAUGGUGGCAAAGUCGAAUCUAGUGUCCAAGAGGAGCAGAAGCAUGGUUCCUGUAUUUUCUCUGCCCUGGAUGCCUUCAUGGAAGAGAGGAACAAGGAGUUGGUUGAGUCAACCUCAAGUGAGCAGGUUGCAUCCAAAUGUGAUAGUGAGGUUGGGGUGGGGGACGAUGAUCAAGCCGAAUGCGAGAGCCUUGAGGAACACAUCCCAGCCAUGCAGGAGAUCCAGACUUGCCCUCACCACUAUCAACACUCUGCACAAAACCAGGCUUCAGUGACUCAGAUGGAGAUCCUUAAGUCACAUCCUGUUUGCAUUGAAGCAGACCCUUGGGGAGAUGACACUGAGGAGAAGGGACACAGUCCUAUUGCUCUGAAUGAAAUGAAGAGAGAAGAGGAAGAUUGUGAAAAUCAAAAUCUAGAGAGCAAAGAUGGAACCAGCCAAAAUCAAGAUCACUUUGAGAAUUUUUUAGAAGAUGAAAGUAAAAGUUCCAUAUGUCCUGUACACGGAGAGAUCGAUGAACUACAAGAUGUCCGGGCACCCACCAUAGCUCAACUUUUGCAAGAGAAGACACUCUACUCUUUCUCAGAGUGGCCUAAGGAUCGAGUGAUCAUUAACCGGAUAGAGAACAUCUGCCAUGUCAUCUUAAAGGGCAAGUGGCCUUCUUCCAACCAGCCAUAUGAAGUACAAAGCACAAUGCCUACUCCUGCAUUAGCUAGCAAUACAGGCAAUAGGAACAGCUACACUGAGCCCGAAACUUCUGAACUCAGUUUCAGCAAUGGAAGGACAGCUACACAGUCUCCAAAGGAAGGUUUUCUGGCUCCCACCUUUGUCAAAGAUGAGCCCAAACAUCAGCACCCAUAUGAAUUUGAAAUGGAGUCAGAUGCGAAGCAACGAAACCUUGAACAAUUGGUUGCAUCCCAUCCCCAUCCUUCAAUAGUGCUGAAUGGCUGGAGGGAUGCAGCAGUGGACCUCUCAAGAGUAUCUGAUGGAUCCCCAACAACCAGCUCUCCUUUUACUUUGAGCACAGGUAUACCUAAGCUAGGGACAGUGAAUGCCCUGCAAGGUUCCCUUGGCAUGGAUUUAUCUGGUAUUCUUCAGGCAGGGUUAAUUCAUCCUGUCACAGGACAGAUUGUCAAUGGGAGUCUACGAAGAGAUGAUGCUGCCAUGAGGAGAAGACGGGGUAGGAGAAAAAAUGUGGAAGGGAUAGAUCUCAUCUUUUUGAAGGAGAGAAGUCUCCAGACUGGGUUGUCGGAAGAUCAAGCCUCAACCAUACCAAGUAAUUCCAGUCCUGAUGAGCCAGCAAUUACUACCUCAAGUCAACAAACAGUUCCAGCCACUAAUAUUGAGGAAGAGAACAUUGUUCCAAACAAGAGUCUUCUAGACUGGCUAAGACAGCAGUCUGACUAUACUCUUGAAAUCCCUGGUUUUGGCACAAAUUUUUCAGAAAAGCCUAAACAAAGGAGGCAGCGCUGUAAGGAUCCUAGUAAAUUGGAUAUAAAUUCUCUCACAGGAGAGGAGCGAGUGCCUGUAGUCCAUAAGAGUACAGGACGGCGGUUAGGAGGAGCCAUGGCACCAGCAUUGAAGGAACUGCCAAGGUGGCUUGACGCAAACAUGGAAUAUGCAGUUGCAGCAGAUUGGUCUGACAUUGUUAAGCUUUCAGGUUUUUUACCUGAAAGCAAAUUUAAUCGUAUUCUCACUGAGCCUGUACUCCGAGAUGCAGGGCCCCGAAGGAGAGGAAGAAGGCCAAGAAGUGAAGUGUUUAAAUCUCCAGGCAUAGUAGCAGAUGUUUCUUCUGGAAUGGGACCAUUAUUCAUGAAUGGACUUAUUGCUGGAAUGGAUUUAGUAGGACUUCAGAAUAUCAGGAGCAUGCAAGGCAUUCCUUUAACUGGGCUGGUUGGGUUUCCAGCUGGAUUCGCAGCAGUACCAGCUGGGGAGGAUGUCAAAAACACUCUGAGUAUGUUGCCAAUGAUGCUGCCAGGAAUGGCUGCAGUACCACAAAUGUUUGGAGUUGGAGGAAUUCUCAAUCCAUCAAUGACAACUACUUGUACUUCACCUGCUUCAGCUUCAUUAGCAAACACAGCUAAAAGUGGUACUUCACAUGCAGACAAAGAUGCUGAAGACAAACAAAGUGGCCAAAGUGCAAAACCAGAAACUAUUUCUGAAGAUAAGUCAAGUCCUGGUUCAUUUUCUGAUCAGUCUGAACCUGCAAUAACUACCAGUAGUCCUGUAGCUUUUAACCCAUUUCUUAUUCCAGGAAUGUCAUCUGGAUUGCUCUAUCCCUCAAUGUUUCUUUCUCCUGGUAUUGGCAUGGCAUUGUCAGGCCUUCAGCAAACCAGACACUCAGAAGCAACAAAUGUAGAAAACCAGAAACGAAAAAGAAAGAAAACUAAAGGGGAAUCAGGAAAUCCAGAACCAGAAACUCUUUCAUUGUCUGACAAGGAACAUGCAAACAAUCAAAACUGUACAGAACAAACAUCAUACGUGUCAGCAGAGAAUGAAUGCAAUGUACCAGCAGAGGAGGAGGAAGAAGAGUUAAAAGAAGUUAAAGAUAUCAAUUAGAACAUUUCUUUCUUUCUGAAAACAAUAAUGUUGUGGCUUGUAAAUUCUCAUCACGUAAAUAAUCUGUUAUUGCCCUUUGUCCCCAUUUGACCUUCAUACAAACCUGUGUUUCUAUAGGUAAUAUAACCUACCUAAGUUCCAGUAAGAAAACUAUGGUGGCAUGUUAAUAGUUGCAGGGUCUUGCCAUAGAGAUAAGCAUUGUUCUAUCAUUAGUAGGGAAGGUGCAGAAUUCUUGUUCAUUUGUCCAGAUGUUCCUCCCUUUCUUCUCCCAAACAGUAGUAAAUAAGUAUUUGGUCAUUCUCAAACUGCUUGUUUGUUUGAAGAGGGGAAAAUCUGAGUAAAAGAAAGUGCUUCUGUUAUGAUGGAAACAAAGAAAAACACAAGAAAGGGUAGAUGUUUUUACUAUGACACUGAAUUUAAAAAACUUGUAUUUUGGGGUAAAAAGCACAGUUAUAGUAAGUGCUAAUGUGUAUUUUUUGAUUUAAAGUAUUUCCCUAUUUUAUCAUGGUUACUAGAAUAGUAGUAUAGACAAAAGUAUAUAAUUAACGAUUGAAAAUGCAUAUAUUCAUUUCUUUUUUAAAAGGCAUUAAUAGUAGAUAUAUAAUUUUCUCCUGUUCACACUACAAUGUUUUGGAAACAGACUGCUGUAAGUCGACAAGAUUAUCUGAACUUUUAUAUUUCUAAAACCAAAUUAUGUUUUAUGUUGAUGGUGCAUUUCAGUUGUCCUUCUUUGAUUCUUAGGCCAUUUCCAGCUCCUGCUGAAAUACUGACGCACAUCUUGCAUGACUUGGGGGACAGUAUUUGGGGGAGGGAGUGCAGUUGACAGGAAGGGGCUUCAGACUACCUUUUUUUUCCAUCUUGAUAUCAUUGAUUUUUCACAAAGAAUUUUUUUCUUGUGAAGAACAAAUAAUGGAUUCUAAUUUUUUUAUGUAGGAACUGGAUCUGAAUUUUAUCAAUUCUUAUCCUUCUCUGAGAAAUGUUUUUGAAAACAAUUUAAAAAGCUGUAGAAUGGGCUUUUUCAUUUUAGGUGGCCUUUGGCAAAGAGUGUUGACUGAUUCAAAGCUUGAGUUUAUCAUCCAUUUCUAGUAUUAGACUGUGAAAACAUUUUUGCUCUUUGUUCCAUUUCUCUUGAUCCCUUUCAUUGUUAAAUGGUAUUUCCUAGCCUCUGCAUAUAUUUUGUGUAAAUGUUUUUAAUGGAUCUUUUGAAAAACAUACUAAUAGGUUUCCAAAGCCCAGUGUCUUGAAACAUGCUCCACAAGCAAUUCUUAUGUAAUUUUUUUUUAUUCCCACUCCUAUUUUAUUUUUCGUUUACUUGGGCUUGUUCUAAUUUGCAACUCAUGGUUCGAGACUUGAAAAAAAAAACACUUUGUGGUGCGAUGUUUAAAUGGCUGACCAUUAGAGGGGUGUGGGAGUGUAUACUAUUAUUCAGUUUCACAUUUGGUUUGUUACAAUUUACUGUAUUUUUUACUUUUUUCUGUUACAGUUUUGCUAAUUUAUCAAAUGGUCCAAAUGUUUUGACAUAACUAUUUCAGUUUGCAUUAUUUAUUUAUGAUGCGUUUUUCAUUGUCUUUUAUACAUUUGGAAUUAUAAAGUAUGUACAUGUUAAAAUUAGCAUCUCAAAGAAGUCUGUUACCCACAGAAUGAGUCUCUUAUGUUGCAGUGAAUUCUCAUUUUUGGGGUACACAUCAGUUUCAAUGAUUUAUACAAUUGGCUAUAUUAUUGCAAAAAAAGAUAUAUGAAUGGAUGUCAUAUGCCUGUUUAAUACCACCUUGUAGCAUAGAUACUGUAUUGCUGUUGACAGAUUUCUUAGAAAUGCUGCUAUCUCUGUUUAACAUUUUGUUCAGUUUUGCCUCCAGUGGAAGCAGAGAGGUUUUUUUCAGCUGUUAAAUCCAAAAUCAAUAUAAUUUAUUUAUGUAAAAAAAAAUCACUUGAUAUAUUUUUGAACCUCUUAAGUACUAACUUUUUAUUUAGCAGAAGAACAUGUACUUGCCCUAAAUCCUUAAAAUACAAAUGCUAUAAAACUUCAUAUAUCUUGAAAGCCUUACUCUGAAUGGAUGCAGAUCUCUCUCUGAAAUCUAUAUGUAAUAUAUAAAUAAGGAUUACCUGCCAGGGCUUUGCUUGUAAGGAACAGGGUUGAGAAUGAAAUUUAGUUUGUCAGCUUGUUCUAUGUUCUUUGUUCUUUCUUAUUUAACGUGUGUGUGUGUGUGUGUGUCUGAAUAUGUAGGAUUCUGUUUGACUUUUAAUGUGUGAUCCGUUGGCAGUGAUGAAGCUGUUAUGGCUUAUUUACAGUGAGACAUAAAUGGCUUUUUAAACCAUAGCCAUCUUCAAAAACAAUUGCAAAUUUCACACUUAAUUCAUAAACACACAAACAUAGAUGCUUCAUCAACUAUGCUAUUAAAAUAAAAUUGUCUGUGUUUGUAAACAUGGAUAAAUAGAUUUAAAAAUCAGAUUUUUAAUUUUUUAAUUUAGUGCCUGUACUAUGCGUUUUUAAAACUUCCACAGAGCCUUGCAAAAGAUGUAAAUACUUUUUUCUAGGAAAUAUAUUUCUGAUUGUUUUGCUUGACUUGCAACUAAACAUGAUUUGCCUGUUUCUCAGCAUGAGCACUGUUUUGGCCUGUAGCUUACCUUUUUUCCCUAUUACUAUACCUUUUACCCAAGAAGUCCCUGCUGUAUAAACUAUGCAUCAGUUUAGAGCUGGAUAGCAGACUGAAUAAUUGCACUGUAUGUACAUACUCCAAGAAACCAAACUGCAGUACUGUUUAAGCCAUUCCAAAUAUCAGAUAGUCUUUUCAAUUUUUUUUUAAUGUCUUACUUUUUUCCAACACUGGGAAACAAAUAUAGCAUUCUGUUCCAUAUUACUUAACUACCAUUGUCUUUAAUCAAUCCAAGUUAUACAGCUAGAAAUGUUCCCUGCUCCAAAGUCAGCAGAUUCUUUAAGGAGAUUCAUGUUACAAUAAUAAUCUAGUACUUUACACGCAUCAUAAGGUAAAUUUGCUGACAUAUAGUCAGACUUCUGUAUUUGUGGGGGACCAUUCUGGACCCACCCACCCCUGUGGAUAGGAAAAUCCAUGCGGGCUCAAGUCCCAUCGAAAGUAGUGGCAGCAUGAUGUGUGCACACCUGCUAGUGUGGUUGCGUGCACACACACUGCCAUUAACCAAAAUGGGGGCUUGCUGUCCAUGGAUGGCUAAAUCUGUGGAUGGUAAGUCCGUUGAUAAGGAGGAUGGACUGUAUUUAAUUAGCAAAAUUAAACAUGUAAGGGCAGUCUUUGAGACUCUGAGAAUAUCAAUGUAAUAUUUGCUGCAACAUUAGGCUUCUGAAAAUUACUGUUAACAUUCUUUAAGAGGACAUCCUUGUGCUCUUGUGUGAAUAUUCUAGUGACCACAAAUGCCAUUAUUACUUAAAUUUGCUACUCUUAUUUACAGAUAGACUAGCAAUAUCAUUCAGCAUCAAUUUCCAGGCUAUUCAUAUAAUUAUUGGGGGGGCCACAGACUGACCAGUAUACAAGGACCUAAAUUCUAUAGGCUUUGGACAUAGAAUAUUUUGCUAUGCAGUGUUCUAUUGAAACAUAAAACUUUUAGGAAAUUCUGUUUCAGCAUACAGAUGUUUAUACAUUGUAAACAGGUUUUAAUGUCCAGAAACAAUUGUAAUGAUAUAAUAUAUCAAUCAUCCUCAGUGUUUACAACAAUGUGGAUUGUCUCUUCUCUGGUAAAUGUCCUUUCAUUUCAGGAGGUAGGAGAAUAUUUCUUUCAGGCAGGACAAGAUUAAGGAUUAGAAGCAGGGACAUUGGCCAGCAUAGGAAGGAGACAUCCUACUAGGCUGCCCAUGCUCUGUUAUUUUAAGUAUUAAUUUUUAUUCAACUGUAGUACCACAAAUCAAGAACUGUACCAUUGUCUUUGCUGCCAUCACAGAAAAAUAAUCUCAGAAAGAGAAAUUUAUUUCUAUACUCAAUACAUUCUCUUCUGGAUAAUUU